This is a messenger RNA of Tuber aestivum (summer truffle), 552 nucleotides long. The record is from the annotation of a GenBank genome assembly. NCBI's taxonomy places the organism in Eukaryota, Fungi, Ascomycota, Pezizomycetes, Pezizales, Tuberaceae.
AUGGUAAACAAGAGCAUUCAUACCGCCAUUGAAGCAGCUAGUGCAACAACUAUGGCAGAAGUCCGCACGAGUAUCGACGAUCUUGAUCGUCAGAUUGUCGUUCUUCUCGGUAUGGUCUUCUCCCUCUCGUGAUAUUUCAGGCUUUGGAAGGCGCUUACCAUUUCCAGGUGAGCGCAUGCGUUUCAUUGAGGCUGCCGCCCGUAUCAAGCCCACUCGUGGUGCUGUCCGGGACCAAUGGAGAGUCGAUGACGUCUUGACCAAAGUUGGGGAGUCUGCAGAUUUAGUAAGAGAACCACGAAUCCUUUGAGUGGGGCUGUUUGCUGACUACACUAGGUCAAUUUUCCCAAAAAACUUGCCCACAACUUAUAUGCCGAGCUUAUCGAAGCCUCAAUUCUCCAUGAACUUGUUAAUUUCGACCAUCGCGCUGGAAAUAAUCUGAAUGGCAGGGAAGACGAUCUCCCGGAAGAUAAUAAACCUACAAAGGUGAAGGCAGUCGAGAAAGAGCCUGCAGAUGUUCAUGCUGCCGAGGUUGAGACCACUUGGGUUUAUUAG